Messenger RNA from Protopolystoma xenopodis, 393 nucleotides. The record is from the annotation of a GenBank genome assembly. Lineage: Eukaryota; Metazoa; Platyhelminthes; Monogenea; Polystomatidea; Polystomatidae.
CCUCGCAACACCAGACGGCCUCUCGCUCAAUUGCAUCAAACGUUCCAGAGUCUUUGCCAACGAUCUUAUUACACAUUUCUCGUCUGCGCAUCGAGGCUUGCGAGAUCAGUCUCGCGUCGUAGGUCCCAUCGUCCCGGCCGACUGGUACAGCCGCGUCCGAUACCCUCAGCCCGAGUGAUUCUGCCCAGCCGGCCUCGUGUCUCGGUGACCGCCGGUUCAGCCGACCAGCCCAGUCCAAUGAGGCAAGAGACGGCAAGUCCUGUCGCCUCUACUCAUCUCGUCUGUAGCUCGGGCAAGUGUGAACAAGCCGGUCGGCGUCACUUGGUUUCUGUCGCCCGGUCACCCAAUCGGCCCAGGUCUGGCCAGCCAACCAGCCGACCAGCCAACCCGUAG